Messenger RNA from Eremomyces bilateralis CBS 781.70, 1382 nucleotides. RefSeq names its product WD repeat-containing protein. Lineage: Eukaryota; Fungi; Ascomycota; Dothideomycetes; Eremomycetales; Eremomycetaceae. Gene Ontology annotation, molecular function: protein binding; RNA binding. The transcript is spliced from 5 exons. Gene Ontology annotation, cellular component: catalytic step 2 spliceosome. The record is from RefSeq and is a predicted model, not a curated record. The coding region runs from base 203 to 1282 and encodes 359 amino acids.
UCAAACCAACAUCACGAAAUUUCCAGCCGAUCUCCAAGUCAUGUAGGGGCACAUGGCAUCAGGUUCAUGUCCCGUUCAUGUUUUGAUCAGGCUUGACAAUUGUCGUUCCUAAUCUCCUCCUUCUUUUUAAGAGCAAUUACAUAUCAACAUAAUUAAUUCUAAGGACCCCCCGUGGCACCCUCCAGUCCCUCCGUUAGCCAUCAUGUCCUCCGAAAAGCGCUCAGCGCCCGACAACUUCUCCUCCCACCAGCUGGUUAAACGACAAAGAUCUGAUGCCAAUCUCAAUUCGAGUAACGCCAUAGCCGUCGUGAAUGGUACUGCACAGAAUGGCGCGCUCAUCCAAUCGGUACCGCGGACGAGUGGCUUACAGGCUCCGGUCAUGGAGCUGUCAGGGCACAGUGGUGAGGUCUAUGCAUGUCGGUUCGACCCGACCGGAAACUACAUCGCAUCGGGUUCAAUGGAUCGAAACAUACUGCUAUGGCGGACAUAUGGCGACUGUGAGAACUAUGGGCAGUUAACAGGCCAUAAGGGAGCUAUCCUCGACCUACAUUGGUCCAGAGAUACCCGGACACUCUUUUCCGCUUCGGCCGACAUGUCCCUCGCAAGCUGGGAUGUUGAGACUGGACAGAGGAUACGUCGGCAUGUUGGUCAUGAGGACGUCAUAAACUGUAUGGAUCUCAGCAAACGGGGCGAAGAGAUAGCAGUGACAGGAUCGGACGACGGCUCCGUCGCAAUCUGGGAUCCUCGACAAAAAGAAGCCGUCGCCUACCUCGAAACCGACUACCCCAUCACCGCAGUCGCAAUGUCCGAAGCAGGCAACGAAAUAUACUCCGGCAGCAUCGACAACGACAUCCGCGUCUGGGACCUCCGAAAACAAUCCGUCGCAUAUUCCCUCCUCGGGCACACCGACACCAUCACCUCCCUCCAAGUCUCCCCCGACUCCCAACAUCUCCUCUCCAACUCCCACGACUCGACCGUGCGCACCUGGGACAUCCGGCCGUUCGCGCCGGCGAAUCGACAGGUGAAGAUGUACGAUGGCGCGCCGACGGGGAUGGAUAAGAAUUUGUUUAGGGCGAGCUGGGAUAAGGAAGGGAAGCGGAUCGUGGCUGGAGGGGGGGAUCGGACUGUUGUGGUGUGGGAUGUUGGGACGGGGAAGUUGUUAUACAAGCUGCCGGGCCAUAAGGGGGCGGUGAAUGACGUGAGGUUCUCGCCUAGCGAGUCGACCAUUGUCCUGUCUGGGUCUUCGGAUCAGAAGUUAAUGCUGGGGGAGCUUGGAAAAUAAUUUGAUUGUAAAAAAAGAUACCCUCUAUUAUGUGAGUGGUCUUGACCAGCAUGUAUAUAUCUUAUUGUGAUAAUGACUCGGUCGCGGAAAGCGACAAUCA